This is a messenger RNA of Arvicanthis niloticus (Nile rat), 2466 nucleotides long. It is a transcript of the gene Rab23, whose product is annotated as RAB23, member RAS oncogene family. Gene Ontology annotation, molecular function: GTPase activity; GTP binding. Lineage: Eukaryota; Metazoa; Chordata; Mammalia; Rodentia; Muridae. The record is from RefSeq and is a predicted model, not a curated record.
GACGAGGUGGCGCAUGCUCCUCAGCGAGACGGGCGGGAGUCCGGCGCGCCCUCCAUCCCCGCCGGCGUCGGCGACGAGUAGCCCGGUGAACCCGGAUACUAACAAAGUUCGCUGGAGACUCAUAAUCGUUCUGAAAGAGCGGAGCCCGUGCGAGGCGUCCUCGGGGAGGAGCUCGGCUCGGUGUUGCGGGCUGUGCGUUCCGGGCACGGUGUUGCGGGCUGUGCGUUCCGGGGCUCGGUGCUGCGGGUUGUGCGUUCCGGGUUGCGGACUCCAGGCUGAGGGUUCCGGGCUGCGGGCAGAGGGAAAAGGAAGUCGACUCCCCAAAACUGAGCCAGUGUGAAACACAAGCUGGAUGAACAGGGUCAGAUCUUGGUUUGAGGGAGACGAUCUGAUCUCCUGGAGUUAGAGCUGGUCCAGAAACUGGUCCUGUUUCAAAAUGUUGGAGGAAGACAUGGAAGUGGCCAUCAAGAUGGUGGUGGUGGGGAACGGGGCAGUAGGAAAGUCCAGCAUGAUUCAGCGUUACUGCAAAGGCGUCUUCACAAAAGACUACAAGAAAACCAUCGGCGUUGACUUUUUGGAGCGACAGAUUCAAGUUAACGAUGAAGACGUGAGACUAAUGUUAUGGGACACUGCAGGUCAAGAGGAAUUUGAUGCAAUCACAAAGGCCUACUAUCGAGGAGCCCAGGCUUGUGUGCUUGUGUUCUCUACCACAGACAGGGAAUCUUUUGAAGCAAUUUCCAGCUGGAGAGAAAAAGUAGUAGCAGAAGUUGGAGAUAUACCAACCGCACUUGUACAGAACAAGAUCGAUCUGCUGGACGAUUCAUGUAUCAAAAAUGAGGAAGCUGAGGGACUGGCCAAAAGGCUAAGGCUGAGGUUCUACAGGACGUCCGUGAAGGAGGAUCUGAAUGUGAACGAAGUUUUUAAAUAUUUGGCUGAGAAACACCUACAAAAACUGAAACAACAAAUAACUGAAGAUCCAGAACAGACACAUUCAAGUUGUAACAAAAUUGGUGUCUUUAAUGCGUCCCUUGGAAGUCACUUGGGCCAGAAUUCAAGUUCCCUUAAUGGUGGAGAUGUCAUCAACCUUAGACCUAACAAACAAAGGACCAAGAAAAGCAGAAAUCCUUUCAGCAGCUGUAGCAUACCCUAAACUGUCUUAGGGAGGAGAAAGCUGAAUUGCACCGCACAGUUCAAGGCACCGUGUGCGGGGUGUGUCCUGCGUGUGUCAGCGGGCCUCACACUGCGCUCUCAAAGCUGACAUUGUAAUGUUGUUCUGCCACGCUUCUCAGAAUGUAGAUGGAGCCCUCUGCUGGGAACUUACUGCCCUGUGGACUCACUGUAGUUUUUACCUUAGACGAAGCUUCUCCUGUUUUUGAAGAGACAUCAUAGGAAAUGUCAAAAACAGGAUUUGCUGAAUUUUAAAUGCUGAAAACAAAAACAACAUGACUAACUACAUUGGUAACCAUUUUACCCUGACGGACCAAGGAGAGAUGGCGAGCUUUCUUGUUCUGAAACUGGUUGUCAAGCUUUUCUGGAAUGUUCAAUCUGAAUGCUUAAAGGACAUACCGAAGGGGAAACCCAGACUUUGUCAGACUGUCCCGGUGUGUGUGUUGUCAGAGGUACUCGUGCAAUAACCGUGAGGUGUGGACUGUGGGUGUGUAUGUGCAUGCAGAUGCCUGGCUCGGGCAGAAGGCCUGUGCCCUGGGAAACGGUGUGCAGAUUCUAAUUAGUUCACUCGUACAACCAUUGUUCCUGGUCUCAUAUGAGACUCUAGGACAUCCUUUACAGAACGAACUUGGACUCAAGUGUGCCAAACACUACCCCUAAUUUUUACAGUCCUUUCCUAUUAGACUUUGUAUUUAUGACAUCUUGUAAAGCAGUUUCUCUCCGACAGGUAGGUGAAGGGAAUGUAAAUAUCUGAGUGUUAGGUCCUGUCCCUCGGGGAUGGACUCUCCAGCAUCUUCUCCAUGGCCACUGUAAGCACAGUGAGCUUGUCCCAGUACACACAGCAGCCUGCAGCCACUCACAAGACCCCAUGGAGUAUGUGCACACUAGCUUCUGGCUGCUCACUUGAGACCAAACUCUGAACUUCGAAGAUGAAGGGAACCAUCUUUGGUCCUAAUCACAGAUUUUCUGAAGCCCUGCAACUCGAAAGCAUCCUUUUGUUUACACACUUGGUAUAGCAUUUUACGAUUAUUGCUUGAAUUUUUCUGUGGCCUUUGGUUUACAUGGCACCUUAUCAAGAAGUAUGGAUGAGAAGCAUCUGUAAAGAAGUGACCCAGUAUGUAAAUGAAGGUCAAAAACCUGUGAGUUGGACACUAGCCUGCCAAAGAAAUAAUGUCAUGAAUUCUAUUAAAAACUCACUAUCCCUUAGUCAGUAAUUUGUUUUUGAAAGUAUCAAAACCCGUUUCCACAGUCCUGGCUUUCGUAUGACUUCAAAAUAUAUAAAAGUGAUUUUUCUUGGAA